Molecule: messenger RNA, 6209 nt
Organism: Chelonoidis abingdonii (Abingdon island giant tortoise)
Lineage: Eukaryota; Metazoa; Chordata; Testudines; Testudinidae
Gene: KBTBD3
Product: kelch repeat and BTB domain containing 3
Molecular function (GO): protein binding
Source: RefSeq, a predicted model, not a curated record
ACGAAGCGCGCUGCCGUGCGCAGUGUGCGUUCUUGGUACUGGGGCAAAAACUCCACAGGGCGCGCGCCUCCCGCCCCUGUGAAGAGCGCCCGUCGCGCCCACCUCCCUGUUCCAGAACACAUACCCGGCCGACAAGAGUGUAAGUGACGAGACGACGAACCAAUCAGCAGCCUACCAGGGACGGCGGCUGCUACGUGAUGGGGCGGGCGAGGAGUCCAGCAGAGGUUAACAGAGGGCGGGGUUACUGGCGGGGACAACGCGAGAAGCCACUCCGAGCACAGGGAUGGAGGGACUGACAGCCGGCUGAGCCAAUCAGCGUGCAGCGACAGCAUAGCGGGUCGGUCAGACAGGCCGCACCGUUACUACUCUUGGCUGCAGUUUUAGGAAUAUAUUGAAGAAACCAUGGACAUCAACAGGAUGGACAAUCAACCAUGGACAAUCAACAGUGAAACUUCUGUUCCUGAAAAGAAAAUCAACUCCUUAGUAGCUGAAGAUCAUGCUCAGCAAAUUCUAAAUGUACUGCAAAGUUUCAGAGAAAAUAAUAUCUUUUUUGACUUUAAAAUACUUGUGAAAGAUGAAAUAAUCCCCUGUCAUCGUUGUGUACUAGCAGCAUGCAGUGACUUUUUCAGAGCCAUGUUUGAGGUUAACAUGAAAGAAAGAGAUGAUGGGAAUGUUACUAUUAGUAAUUUAUCACCCAAAGCGGUGAAGGCUUUUCUCGAUUACGCCUAUACAGGAAAAACUGAGAUAACAAAUGAUAAUGUGGAAAUGUUCUUCCAGUUGUCAUCAUUUCUUCAAGUUUCACACCUCUCCAAAGCUUGCAGUGAAUUUCUAAUAGAAAGUGUUGAUCUUGGGAACUGUUUACAGUUGUUGUCUAUAUCAGAAAGUUAUGGUUCUGUUCAUUUGUUUGAUCAUGCACUAGAGUUUGUACAGCACUGCUUUUCCUUGCUACUCAAAUCUAGUGAUUUCUUGGAGAUGAAUUUUGAGAUAUUGCAAAAAUGUAUUGAAGCAGAUGAGCUAUAUGUCCCUGAGGAAGAAUCUGUGUUGAAAGCUGUCCUACAGUGGACCAAACAUAAUUUAGAAACAAGACAGAAGCAUCUCCAUCACUUGAUUAAAAAGGUGAGAUUACAUCAGUUACCUGAAAAGACACUGAAGGACUUGUUGCAUUCUGAAGAAUAUUUGCUUCAGAGCACUGACUGCUUAGGAAUAAUCAAUGAUGCAGUUAAAAGUGUACAAAACUCCAGUGGACUAUUUCCAGAUGCUCGUCCUUCAACAACAGAAAAAUAUAUAUUUGUUCACAAGACUGAAGAAAAUGGGGAAAACAGACACACAUUUUGCUAUAAUGUCAAAACUGAUAAAUGGAAAGAACUGCCCCACACACACAUCAUUGAUCUGCCAGGGUCAAGUUUAUCUAGUUAUGGAGAAAAAAUAUUUAUAACUGGUGGGUGCAAAGGGAACUGCUGUAGGACUGUUAGACUUCAUAUUGCUGAACGCUUUCAUGAUGCCACUGAUCAGACUUGGUGCUACUGUCCAGUCAGCAAUGAUUUCUCCAUAGUGUCCACUAUGAAAAAAACAAGGACUAUGCACACAUCUGUCAUGACUCUAAAUCAGUUAUUUAUAAUAGGUGGAAAGACUAAAGGAACUCAGGACAUCAGAAGUCUUUUGGAUGUGGAAUCUUACAAUCCUCUCUCCAAAGAAUGGAAAUCUGUAAGCCCGUUACCAAGAGGCAUAUACUAUCCAGAAGCAAGUGCAUGUCAAAAUAUAAUUUAUGUCCUUGGUGCUGAAGUAGAGAUUACAGAUGCCUUUAAUCCAUCUCUGGAUUGUUUCUUUAAGUACAAUGCUAUGACUGAUCAGUGGUCUGAGCUUGUAGCAGAGUUUGGGCAGUUUUUUCAUGCAACUUUAAUCAAAGCUGUUGCAGUGAACUGCACAUUGUAUAUAUGUGACCUUUCCACCUACAAGGUUUAUAGCUUUUGUCCAGAAACUUGUGUUUGGAAAGGGGAAGGAUCUUUUGAAUGUGCUGGCUUUAAUGCAGGAGCAGUUGGAAUAGAAGAUAAAAUUUACAUACUAGGUGGUGACUAUGCUCCAGAUGAAAUUACAGAUGAAGUACAAGUCUACCAUAGCAACAGGUCUGAGUGGGAAGAAGUCACACCAAUGCCAAGAGCCUUAACUGAGUUUCAUUGUCAGAUGAUUCAGUUUAAUAAAUACAGAGACCCAUGGUCAUCUGUAAGGCAGUGUGCUCUGGAGCAUUUUGAAACAUCGUAAGUUAUAACAGUCUACUUAAAUGCACAAGUAUUUAAAACAUAUUAUUUUUAGCUAUUGCUAUAGUUUUUUGCAAAACGAUUAUAUUAUAUUAUAAACAUGUUCUAUUGAUAACUUAUGUAUAGAAUUGUUUGUUUUUAUGAUAAUCAUGUAUAUCAACUUUUCCAUAGAGGUUAUAUGUAACUUCUUUUCAGCUGUCAUUUGAAUAAUUUGCAGAGCAACAUCGCUUUUCAAGAAGUACAGUAAUAGGGGUUUAAUUUUGUAAUAUCUAUGCACUGUUACUUGUAUCUUCAUGAAUGCCCCAGUGGACAGAUCACUGAGCAAGAAAAUUGUGUUGAUCUUUUUCCUUCAUAACUAAUGGAGUAGAAAUAUGCUGAAUUUUUUGUUUAAUCCUAGCAGAGGAGCUGUAAACAUCAUGUGUCAGUUUACCCUUGCUACACUGACAACAGCAAGAGCAAAUGCCAAAAAGGCCUUCACAUUCACAAGGCAUUGACUCUGGAUAUUUAGUGUGAAGGGAAUAAUGAUUUUUACAGUUUUAUUUCAUUGUGGCCUGUUUUCCCUACUCGUGUACUUGCUUUCUUCAUCCUAAAGCUGUUGUCAGACAAUCUCUGAGAUUGACACCAUUUUGUAAGCAAUUGCUGUAUGGUGUGGGAUUCACACAGCAACCUCCUGCACCUUUGCAGAUGGUCAUCUUGGUAGUGUUGCCAAACACAACUAGGCCAAAAGAGCAAGAUUCUUGAGGUUGCUCUCAGACCUAGGAUUUCCAUCUGUCAAAUCUAUUAGUGCUACAUACUACAGCCAUGUGUAUACUACUGGCUAAAUCAGCAUUGCUGUGAUGGAAGCAGUGUAUUGAUUUAGUGAGCCUGGUGAAGAUACGCUAAGUCCAUGGGAGAUUGCUCUCUCAUUGACGUCUGUACUCCAUCUCCCUGAAAGGUGGAAGCUAUGUCAACGGGAAAGCAUCUCCCAUCAACAAUAGCACGGUGUAAACACUGCUGUAAAUCGACCUAAGUUACGUUGACUUCAGUUACGUAAUUUACUAAACUGAAGUAACAUAACUUAGAUUGACUUACAGCAUUAGUGUAGACCAGCCCUAAGUCACUGGGCUAGCCUCUGCAGUACUUUGUAUCACAAAUUCUAGAUAUUAUUGCUUCAAUUAACUAAAUUGGAAGUGUAUGUGUUUCAAUGUAUAUAAAAUACCAAAUACAGUACUGAAAAAUACCCAAAACCCCACACUUUUAAAAUCAAAGUGGACAAGUAUUUCUAAAGUCAAGUAAUAAUUUUUUUAAAAAGAAUUGUAAAUAGUCCAUGUUUUAACUGAACUAAAAGACACUUCAAGAUAUGUACUUUCACUUUGUACCUCACAAUCCACCUUACGUGUAGAAAUACUAUAUGGUAACCACUAGACUAAGUAUAUUGCUUGGAUUUUUAACAUAGUAACCUAUUAUAAUAAGAAUGUUAAACUUGCAAUGGAUUUUUAGUAUUACUAUUAAUCUACAUAUGGUUCCUGGGGCAAAUUUAGCCCCCCACCUCCAAAGUGGAUCUUUCACAGAGGAAGAGGUGCUAAUUACGGUUGCUAGGUUCCACGCACAGAGACAAGCAUGGGAAGAUUGGAAAUAAGGAAGGGAGACAGACAUCUGUCCUGUGGAGGGGUACUGGCCUGCAAGUAGCCUUCACAGAAGGGUUCUGUAAUUUUCCACAACAUGGGUGGGAAAGAUUCCUUUUCUUCCCAGUACUCGGCCCAGCUACUUGGGCCGAGCAAUGGGGUCUGAAUUUGCUCUAAUGAAUAAUGUAUACUAUAGUGACAAUAUAUUAGAAACAGUAAACUCAUGCUAUGCUAGACAGAAUUAUAUUAAGCAUUUGGCUAUAGCAUGUACCCUGUUUAAGCAAUGUAAAAUUAAAAUUCCAGAAGGAAAAGCUAUAGAAAUCUUUUCUGAUAGUUGAGACUAUCUGGAUAAUUUUAGAAAAUACCACAUGUGCAUUGGGCUGGCAUUUUGGAAAAGUCAAGUCAGUAUUGUCUGGAAUUGAUUCUCUCUUUGUGGCUAUUAUUUGCGGCUAAUAUUUCUGUUUCAAACACUAUACUGUAUAAGGCCCCAAUCCUGCAAUUGGCUGUGCAGACACACCAUUGAAAUCAGUGGGGCUCUGUGCUGGUGAAUAGGUCUGCCUACCUGAGCCUUAUAGGAUUGGGAGUUAACACAGGCAGGUCGUAGAACUAUAUUAAUAUUUUUAGUGCAGUGUUAACUGUAAAAAAGAGCAGGGCAAAAGCAGAAUCUUAUGCUUUCAUGCACACAUUCUAGUGAAAGUGUUUUCCAGAACUGCCUAAUAUACACUGUCUUUCUCUAAUAUUUGAGAUGGCAGAAAUAAGAUUUUAAUUUUUCAGUUGGAUUCCUGUGAUUUUAGUGAGACACAGGCCAUGUGACUAUAGAAUGGUUAAACUUUCCAGAUCCCCAUGAGUCUAGUUGCAAUUGACAUCUCCGGUAUGUGCAGGCCAUAAUGGCCACUUUUAACCUAACGUAUCAGUCUUAGAUCAAGAUUGCACCAGUCAGUGCCAGAUAUUCUCAGAUGUUACCUGCUCUAUUACAAGGAAAUAAAGACAAAAACAAAAAUAGCACUGGUUUAGUAAUUUGGUAUCAGGCAGCCAUAUGAAGUUAGCCAACAUUUACCAAGAUGACUUUCAUAAGAACAUAAAUGAAAUUUUGUAAAUUUAAAGAGCCUGUUCUUCAAAUAAAUCUGUAGUUUGUAAUAAGAUUUAGGUCAAAUUCUGUUAACAAAAAAUAGUAAACAGUUUGCUAUUGGUAUCAAGAGAUUUUAGUGUUAAGAAGGUAACAUCUACUUUUAUACUACUUCUUCCCCAAAUUAUUCACAGACUAUGCUUAAAUAUGAUGUAGUUCACAAUCCUCCCACCGAAAGCAACUGUCACUUGGGUUAGAACACAACUGUUUGUUCUUAAUGGAAAGCAAAUGUUCAGAACAAUUCUGGAAAAGUGAAAAGUAUCAAAAUGAAACCACAAGAAAAAAAUGUAAGUAUAUCGUAUAAUGACCCAGUUUCAGAUUUGAUGGGGACACUGAAGCUAACACUACUAUUCUUGCAAAAUCUAGGGUGGAGUCUUACUAACCAUGAGUUUUUACAACUUAAUUGUCACUUCUCAUCAAAAAUACAGGAUCUCAUUCUCCACUGCUUUGUCCUUGUGUAGUAGUUUACACCCAUGUAAAGUGAGUAAAAUUGAAAAUGCUAUGACAUGUUGGAUGUGCAGUUUAUUAAGGUGUAAAGGACAGGUUCAAGGAAAUAGAGAAUCAGGCCCAUAGUAUUUUUAACUAUCACCAUCACUAGCAACUUGUUGGGCUACAGUCAGCAUUGAGUCAGGGGAAAGAAUGACACCAAUUGAAUCACAAAUAGUGUUUGUUAUAGCAAUCUGACUUUCCUUUGAGGUCUUCUAUCCAAGCACUGUUUAGGCCUAAUCCUGUUUUGCUUUGGGCACCUGAUGGAAUCAUAACCCAUGGUAAAACUCUUGCCAUUAUUUAUAUCUCUAUUUCAUCAAAUAUAUAUAUAGUGAUGCUUCACUCAGAUUUUUAUUUUAAAAUAGAUAUGUUACUUUAAUUUUUUCUUAAAGCUGUGCUACAUUUUGCAUAUCUAAUAAUAACUAAGAAAUGUCUUUAAAUCCAAUAAAAUAUCUGUAAACAAAACCUAUGUACAGGGCUGUUGCAUCUUAGGUGGGGGUUCCGUUCCAUGGUUAUCCCGUAAAGCGAAAACCGCAUAUAGUCAAAGCACCAAGCCCUUUAAAUCCCACCCGCAGCUCCGGUGGCGGGGCCGGGAGGGAGGGCAUUUAAACGGCUGGUGGACCCCUUCAGAUGCCCUCCCCCGGUCCCGCCGCCGGAGCCGCAAGCGGGAUUUAAAGGGCUCCCCGCCCCCGCCCGGCCGCCGGAGCUGCGGGCAGGAUUUAAAGGGCUCUGCCAGGC